AUGGCGGUAGAUACAGCGGAACUGUCUCCCGUUAGAGAUUGGCUUGAUGACAUUGUCCAUCUAGACCGUGACCCUCGAACCGCCCAGUGGUGGUCAACAGGAUACAUAGCUGUGCCCGCUACGCUAAUUCUGUACAGUAUCGCUGCAACAGCUGUUCCGUUGGUGAUGGGUAACCACAAGAAGCGCCUGCCUAUUUCAGCGUUGGUUUUACCCUAUAAUGCGUUAAUGUGUGUCUCCCACGCCUUGGCGGCAGCACUCCUUUUUAAUGCGUAUCAAGGCUCCGGGAGAUCAUUUGUGUGCCAGCAUCGAUCUUUUGAGACGAGCUCGGCUUCGUCAUCAAUUCUCAACCUGAUGUGGCUUUACCUUGUGCUCAAGAUGCUGUCCAUGUUUGAUGCUCUUAUCCUCCUUUCAUACCUAAAAGAGAAGCGUGUGACGAACGCCGUCGUUCUUAACGGAUUUUUCAGCGUUUCGACAGUUUGGUGGUUCUUGCGCUAUGGUGCCGAUGGACAUGGAGUGCCAGGAGUUGUGAUCUUGUGCCUCGUCGAUGCCCUUACCUAUGCAUAUUAUCUAUGUUCAAUGCUUGGUCCUAGAGUGAAGUCAGUGGUACGACCUCUUCGCGUGCAUGUGUCACGUAUCCAGCUAAUCGGAACGGCUGCAGCCUGGGCCCAUUACUUUAUCGCGCUGAUCGCUGAGUGCGCAAAUCCCGGUGUUCUAAUCUUAGUAGGUUUUGCCUUUGUCGGCCUAAGGUUCCUUCGCCUAUUUGACUUUUACACGGAAAAGUUUGUCCUGAAUGGCAUGCGGCUUGGUUUUGACUGGAGUAUCAUAGCGGGCAUGCUUGAAAAUUGCUGCUUCGCACAAGGAAACCCAAACGGCCAAAACGACGACGAUGAUAACGACUAUGUAACGAAUACCGGCCCCCAGGUUACCUCAGGCUUUCGAAACGGAUACAGUGGGCCUAUCCACAAGCCGAAAAGAGGUUAA
Varroa destructor (honeybee mite) is the source of this 981-nucleotide messenger RNA. RefSeq names its product very long chain fatty acid elongase AAEL008004-like. Gene Ontology annotation, cellular component: endoplasmic reticulum membrane. The record is from RefSeq and is a predicted model, not a curated record. Gene Ontology annotation, biological process: fatty acid elongation, polyunsaturated fatty acid; fatty acid elongation, monounsaturated fatty acid; fatty acid elongation, saturated fatty acid. Bases 1 to 981 code for a protein of 326 amino acids. The transcript has a single exon. Gene Ontology annotation, molecular function: fatty acid elongase activity. NCBI's taxonomy places the organism in Eukaryota, Metazoa, Arthropoda, Arachnida, Mesostigmata, Varroidae.